GGCGGCGGCGGCGGCGGUGGCAGCAGUUCCGUGCCCGGUGCCUCGCUCGGUCUCUCUCUCCCGCUUCCCCCCGCCGGCGGCAGCAUGAGUGUGGUGGAGCACGUGCGGGAGAUGGCGGCCGCCGGGCUGCACUCCAACGUGCGGCUGCUCAGCGGGCUGCUCCUCACCAUGAGCGGCAACAACCCGGAACUGUUCUCUCCAUCUCAGAAGUACCAGCUCCUUGUCUAUCAUGCAGAUUCCCUCUUCCAUGACAAGGAAUAUAGGAAUGCUGUCAGCAAGUACACCAUGGCCUUACAGCAGAAAAAAGCCUUAAGCAAAACUUCCAAAGUCAGACCUUCUACUGGGAAUGCUGCAUCCACUCCUCAAAGCCAGUGUUUACCAUCAGAAAUUGAGGUGAAAUACAAAAUGGCUGAGUGUUACACAAUGCUGAAGCAAGAUAAAGAUGCCAUUGCUAUUCUUGAUGGGAUUCCCUCCAGGCAGAGAACUCCAAAGAUCAAUAUGAUGCUGGCAAAUCUCUACAAGAAGGCAGGUCAGGAACGCUCCUCGGUGACAAGCUACAAGGAAGUGUUGAGGCAGUGCCCCUUGGCCCUGGAUGCCAUCCUAGGUUUGCUCUCACUGUCGGUGAAAGGAGCAGAAGUGGCUUCCAUGACCAUCAAUAUCAUCCAGAGCAUUCCCAACUUGGAUUGGCUCUCUGUGUGGAUCAAGGCCUAUGCCUUUGUUCAUACUGGAGACAACACCAGAGCAAUCAACACCAUUUGCUCUUUAGAGAAGAAGUCAUUGCUGAGGGAUAAUGUGGACUUGCUGGGGAGCUUAGCAGACCUGUACUUCAGAGCUGGAGAUAAUAAAAACUCUAUCCUAAAAUUUGAACAAGCACAAAUGCUGGAUCCUUACCUAAUAAAAGGAAUGGAUGUUUAUGGUUAUUUAUUGGCACGUGAGGGUCGGCUGGAGGAUGUGGAGAACUUGGGCUGCCGGCUCUUCAAUAUUUCUGACCAACACGCAGAGCCCUGGGUGGUGUCUGGGUGUCACAGUUUCUACAGCAAACGAUACUCCCGUGCCUUAUACUUGGGAGCCAAAGCUAUCCAGCUGAACAGCAACAGUGUCCAAGCCCUGCUGCUGAAAGGAGCUGCUCUCAGGAACAUGGGCAGGGUGCAGGAGGCCAUUAUUCAUUUCCGUGAGGCCAUCAGGCUGGCACCGUGCCGCCUCGACUGCUACGAAGGCCUCAUCGAGUGUUACCUGGCAUCCAACAGCAUCCGUGAAGCCAUGGUGAUGGCAAAUAACGUGUACAAAACCCUGGGGGCAAACGCCCAGACCCUCACUCUGCUGGCCACAGUCUGCCUGGAGGACCCAGUCACGCAGGAAAAGGCAAAAACAUUGCUGGAUAAAGCACUCACACAAAGACCAGACUACAUUAAAGCUGUGGUAAAGAAAGCAGAACUUCUCAGUAGAGAACAGAAGUAUGAAGAUGGGAUUGCCUUGCUGAGGAAUGCACUGGCCAACCAGAGCGACUGCGUGCUGCACCGGAUCCUGGGGGAUUUCCUUGUGGCUGUCAAUGAGUACCAGGAAGCCAUGGACCAGUACAGCAUAGCCCUGAGCUUGGAUCCAAAUGAUCAGAAGUCGCUAGAAGGAUUGCAGAAAAUGGAAAAAGAGGAAAGUCCAACAGAUGCCACUCAGGAAGAAGAUGUGGAUGACAUGGAGGGAAGUGGAGAAGAGGGGGACUUGGAAGGCAGUGACAGUGAAGCAGCUCAGUGGGCAGAUCAAGAACAGUGGUUUGGGAUGCAGUAAAAGCCUCCUGCUGCUUCUUUUGGCACUUGAACACACCACUAGGCCACUCUUCUAAGAACAGAAACUUUGAUUUUUUUGCAGUAACAAAGGACUGUUUUUUUUGGUUUUUUUUAUAGACUCUGAAAUGAAUUAAUAGUUCUGUGCAUCUCAAUACCACAGAGAUUCUUGAUGCUUCUUAUUUAUUAAGAGUAAGGGACUAACUGCAUCUGAGGUUAUUUGCAACUUUAAUUUUGGAA
Molecule: messenger RNA, 2018 nt
Organism: Malurus melanocephalus (red-backed fairy wren)
Lineage: Eukaryota; Metazoa; Chordata; Aves; Passeriformes; Maluridae
Product: anaphase-promoting complex subunit 7
Exons: 11
Coding region: 85-1782 (565 amino acids)
Biological process (GO): cell division
Molecular function (GO): protein binding
Source: RefSeq, a predicted model, not a curated record